AUGACCCGUUUGGACUGCAGGCUUCACGCUGGACAUGGAACUUCCCCCAUUUGUUUCUUCUUGAUACUUCUGAACGUGCUGGACCACUCCAAGUCUGGGCUGGGAUUACCACGACAGUCAGAAAGAUUCCUCCAAGACCUUCCACCCUAUGAAGUGGUUCACCCCACUAGAGUGAAUGCCAGAGGUCACUUCCUGUCCAACUUUCUGUCUCAUCGUGCUCACCACAUACAGCGUCGCUAUGCCUCAGAGGAAUCAGUUGACCCAGGAAGAGUCUUCUAUCAGUUGUGGCAUGGCGGCCGAAAUUUGCGCUUUAAUUUGACUCUCAACCCACACCUGCUGGCCCCAGGUUACCUGACAGAGAGCCGAUAUGGUGGUCUUAAAGGGGGGAAGAUACGUCCCCUUGAAUCCAACCAGUGUUAUUUCCUUGGUGAAGUGUGGGAUGGGCCGGCUGUCAAAGGGACUGCAGCAAUAAGUACCUGUGAUGGAUUGACAGGAUUGUUCAAGUUUUCAAAUGAAGAAUUCUUCAUUCAGCCUCUGGAAAAGUCGUAUGAUGAGCCUUCAGCACCACAAGCCCACGCGAUCUUCAAGCGCCAUGCUCCCUUCCCGUCAUGGAGUCCACUUGUGCAGCCCAUUUCAGGAAGACAAGUGGUCAACGGUUCCUGUGGGGUCAAAAAUUCCCAUCAGAGGUUGGAAGAAAUUGAGAGAAACAGGGAACGCUGGGAGCAGCGGCAGAACAGGAGGAAGAAGAGGAUCCAUCAACGCUCCAUCAGCAAAGAAAAGUGGGUGGAAACCCUGGUGGUGGCUGACCCUAAAAUGGUGGAAUACCACAGCAGCAAAGGUGUUGAAAACUACAUACUUGCUGUUAUGAACAUUGUAGCAGGUCUUUUUCAAGAUCCAAGUAUCGGAAACGCUAUUAACAUUGUCGUGGUUCGACUUAUCCUGCUGGAGCAAGAUGAGGAAGACUUAAAGAUUACACACCAUGCCGACAACAGCUUGAAUAGCUUCUGCAAAUGGCAAAAACGACUCAACAUGAAGGGGGACGAACAUCCUCUUCACCACGAUGUAGCCGUUCUCCUCACCAGGAAGGACAUCUGUGCAUCCAUAAAUAUGCCUUGUGAAACGCUUGGUUUGUCCCAUGUGGUGGGGAUGUGUCAAUCACAUCGCAGCUGCAGCAUAAAUGAAGACACCGGCCUCCCAUUGGCGUUCACUGUUGCACAUGAGCUUGGACACAAUUUUGGAAUUCAGCAUGAUGGCAACGGAAAUGACUGUGAACCCAUUGGGAAAAAACCUUUCAUCAUGUCUCCGCAGCUGCUUUAUGGCACCUUACUACCCAGAUGGUCCCGAUGCAGUCGUCAAUAUAUUACGCGCUUCCUUGAUCGUGGCUGGGGUUGGUGCCUUGAUGAUGCUCCUGCGAAGGAAACUAUUUCACAAGGCUUGCUGCUUCCCGGGGUUUUGUACAGUGCUGCCCAUCAAUGCCGGUUGCAGUAUGGAUCUGGAUCCCUGCUGUGUGAUGACAUGGAUAAUGUGUGCAGCACACUUUGGUGUACUGUGGGCGCAACGUGCCACUCCAAACUGGACGGGGCUGUCGAUGGGACCAGUUGUGGCCAAGAUAAAUGGUGUUUCAGUGGACAGUGUGUCACAGCUGGACAUUACCCAGACAGUGUCAACGGGGGCUGGGGUACCUGGAGUGAGUGGUCUGCCUGUUCUAGGUCGUGUGGGGCUGGAAUUGAGAGUGCGCAGCGGGACUGUGACGACCCAGUUCCGAGGAACAGAGGGAAGUACUGCCUGGGAGAAAGACGGCGGUAUCGCAUCUGCAACACAACACCUUGUCCAAACAACGUCCCCAGUUUUCGAGAUAUCCAGUGCAGUCACUUCAAUGGUGCACUCUAUAAGGGCAAAUUCUACAAGUGGGUGGCGGUGAUCAGCAGGGUCAGUCCUUGUGAACUCCACUGCCGCCCGCUGAAUGAACAUUUCUCUGAAAAGAUGCGUGAUGCUGUCGCUGAUGGCACUCCGUGCUUUGAAGGCAACAAAAGCCGAGAUAUGUGCAUCAACGGCAUCUGUAAGACUGUCGGCUGUGACUACGUGAUUGAGUCAAACGCCGUGGAGGAUCGCUGUGGAGUGUGUCUUGGUAACGGCUCCACCUGUGCAACUGUGAGGAAAACAUUCGAGGAGAGUGAGGGACUUGGUUAUGUGGACAUUGGACUGAUCCCAGAGGGAUCAUGGGACAUCAGGAUUGAAGAGAUGGGUGAAGCGGGAAAUUUCCUAGCGCUCCGAGGUGACGGUCCAAACAAGUAUUAUCUGAAUGGUGGCUGGACUAUACAAUGGAAUGGCGAGUACAAAGCAGCUGGAGCCGUAUUUACCUACGAACGGACAGGACAUCUGGAAAACCUUACGUCACCUGGGCCUACUUUGGAGCCACUGUGGAUUCAGCUUCUCUUUCAAGAGGCAAAUCCAGGGGUCCGGUAUGAAUACACAAUUAGUCAAAGUGUUUCUGAAGACAAUGACACCCUGGCCUCAGUGUUCUUCUGGAAGUACGGUUCAUGGACUGAAUGUAGUGCCACCUGUGGAGCAGGUGUUAGGAGGCAGAUUUUUCACUGUGUCGAAAGAACAAACGGGAUAGUGGACGAGUCAUUUUGUGACCCUUUCAACCGACCAGAUGACAAUCAAACCAAUUGUAAUAAAGAGCCUUGUCCAGCCAUGUGGUGGGUCGGUGAGUGGCAGAAAUGCUCAGCGAGCUGCGGCAGCCUCGGUGUGGCUAGACGGACAGUGUUGUGCAUACAACCCAUCAGCAUGGAUGAUCAGAAAGCUUUACAGCCCAGCCAAUGUGAACAUAUCCCAAAACCUGAAACAGCAUUGUCCUGCAACACACACAUUCCAUGUCCAGCAGAUUGGACCACUGGCAGUUGGUCAAAGUGUUCACUAACAUGUGGAGGAGGAGUACAACGGCGUACUGUUACCUGCUCCAGAAACACUGGGGUGGACUGCGACAUACAUAACAAGCCUGACAGUAUUAGUAUUUGUUCAAUCCAGGAGUGUCCACGGGUUUUGGAUAAUUUUGGUGAUUUUGACUGGUCUGGAAGUGGAUGGACAAGCAAAGACUUGUUUAAUGAAAUUAAAUCCAUACCUGUGGCCAAACCAUCUCAAAAGUACAGUCCCACCAAAGUGCAAGCAAAAAUGAAUGAUCCAAAUAACUUGAAUGAUAUUUUCGAAGACUUUCAUUAUCACAAUAAGAUAGAAAGUGAAGAAAAUGUUCUUCAAGUGGAUGAUUUUUACUACGACUACAACUUUAUCAACUUUCAUGAAGACUUAUCAAAUGAGAGUGGUGAAAUAGAUUCAGGGAACAGUCAAAUGAAAGAUGUUGUGCUAGACAAAGAGCCAACUGGCAGUGUGGAGAACGCCAGUAAUUCUUCGAGGCUUUCAAAAUCACAGAGCACUGACAAAGAUAACCUGAAGGACAUUGCAACCCCUGCAAAAGAAGAAUCCACUGAAAAGAAAUCUGUAAAUUUUGACGCCGACCUUAUUGAGGAUUACCUUCUGCCUGUGUCCAGCACUAAGUCACCAGCGCAUUCAUCGGGAAAACAUGGAUACCAUGAUCCCCUGCUGUCUGAAAAAAAUAAGACAAGAGCUUCUCUGGAUGACACUAUCGGGGAGCCUGCACAAAGUGAAAAUGUAGGACAAGAUGAAGAGACUGACCACAAUUUCACACAGGAGGAAAGUCACACUGAGGAAAUCACAGUAAAUCCAUCACAUGCUGCUUCAAUGGCUGGAAUUCAAGCUGAAGAUGAGUUACAGUCGCAAAACUACACCACACGAGUGAUCUCUGCUCUUGAGGCUUUAAGCACCAAGGUGCCAAGAACUGGAGGAGAUCAAAUACAGUCAGAAUUAUAUCUUACCCAAAUUAUUAAUGAAUCUGCAUUUUCACCUGACCUUAGACUGGAAAACCUGCAUCUGACUCAUCUCAAUACAGACAUGGUUCCAUUUAAAGAUAUUUCCACAAUGUCUGACAAUGGUGUCAGUAUGACAUCCCUACCUCCCUCUGAGAGGUUUUCUCCUCUCCUUUCUCCGGAUCUUCUCAUGUCAGGUAAUCAAAAUACCCCAGCUGACACUAGCUUGUCUGCUGGAACUCAAACCCGGCCACCUACAAACCAGCCUCCUCAAAGUGAUUUCCAGCCAGCAACAACAAAACAGACUCCAGCCAAAGAUUCUACAGAUUCUUCUUUAGAUUUGUCAUCAUUUCCAUUUAGUAACUAUGACUAUAAUCAAAUCCGAAUUCGCCUGACCAUGAGAUCUGGUAUUGCGAUUGAGCCCGACUCUACAUAUGUGACCCCAUUGUUGAAGACCUUAGCCACUCCUCAGCCUAUCACCCCACAAAAAAUAACCACUAAUGUCUCGCCAACCAAGCUUUCAUAUCUUUGGCCACUGCCUCUGAAAAUUUCAGAACAAACACCAGCUGGCACUCAAGUCGCAGCGGUUUGGGUAACUGGAAACUGGAGCGAAUGUUCCACAAGUUGUGGUCUGGGUGCCAUCUGGAGGACUUUGGCCUGCAGUACUGGCUCAGAGUCUGAUUGCGACCAAGCAAACAGGCCCACACCUGCCCAGCGGUGUUACCUGCGCCCCUGUUCCAUGUGGAAAGUUGGUGAAUGGACUAAGUGCUCUAGGAAAUGUGGAGGCGGUGUUAAAUCCCGAGAAGUCCAGUGUUUCGACAUGCGCGAUAAUAGAUCCCUGCGACCUUUCCACUGUCGAGCAAUGUCCUCCAGGCCGCAAAGCCAAAUGCCCUGUCACCCUCAGCCAUGUCUCGACUGGUACACGUCUUCCUGGGGACAGUGCUCAGAGGUGUGUGGAGGUGGAGAACAGCAACGUCUUGUAACGUGCCCGGAGGAAGAACUUUGUGACACUGACCUUCGGCCCACCAACAUCCGGCCCUGCAAUACUCAGCCUUGUGCUCAGUGGCUCACUGGAUCUUGGGAACAGUGUUCAGCAUCCUGUGGCGGUGGAGUGCAGCAGCGACUCAUCAAGUGUGUUAACACAAAGGCUGAGACGGAAGAGGAGGUGGACCAAACUCAAUGUAGCCAUGAGGUGCAACCGGGAAGCACGCAGAAGUGCAAUUUGGAAGAGUGUCACACACCACCUUCUGGUCCAGUUUGUCUCCGUGACCGUUUAACAUCACGCUUCUGUCAGACUCUGCGCUGGUUGGGCCGUUGCCAGCUGGCCACCGUGCAAGUGCAGUGCUGCAAAACCUGCAACCGACCGCCAGGCCGCUCCAGCACCAGAGAUCUCCACUGA
Molecule: messenger RNA, 5283 nt
Organism: Nerophis lumbriciformis (worm pipefish)
Lineage: Eukaryota; Metazoa; Chordata; Actinopteri; Syngnathiformes; Syngnathidae
Source: RefSeq, a predicted model, not a curated record